Danio rerio (zebrafish) is the source of this 4319-nucleotide messenger RNA. RefSeq names its product vesicle amine transport 1 (gene vat1). Gene Ontology annotation, molecular function: zinc ion binding; quinone reductase (NADPH) activity; oxidoreductase activity. Lineage: Eukaryota; Metazoa; Chordata; Actinopteri; Cypriniformes; Danionidae. Gene Ontology annotation, cellular component: mitochondrial outer membrane; cytosol; membrane. The record is from RefSeq and is marked provisional.
CACGCCUCGCCUCGUUUUUUCUCAAUAGUUGUCAGAGCCUCGGGUCACUCACUAGUCGUCGUGAGGCAUCUUCCACUCCCUUUCUUUCUCUCUCUCUGUCUCCCUGUCCUCCACCUUCUCAGGUCUUCAGCAUCCCAGUUUUGCAAAGGCUGAGAAAACCGUGGACCGCGCAGCAGCUCGUGUACUCUGAGGUUGUUUGAGUAGCCGCAUCUGAGUGAGGCAGGAAAACAAACGCAAGUCUUUUCUCUUCAAAAGUUCUCCUCCACUCAAACUCCGACCAUGUCCGGCGAAGACGCACCUGCUCAGCAGCAAAACGCCGAGGAGCAGAAGCAGCAAGAGACCAAGACGCCCGCCGAGUCCCCAAAAACCGAGAGCAAACCUGACCCACCGCCCACCAGCGCGUCCACCGAGGCCGCCGCCACUGCUGCUGCCGCCGCCGACACCCCGGCGCCCGCCGCCGAGAAAGCCCCAGAGGAGGACACAUUCACCUACCGGGCGCUGGUGCUCACCGGCUAUGGCGGGUACGAUAAGGUGAAGCUCCAGGUGAAGAAGGGGAAACCUGCUCUCAAGAGCGGCGAGGUGAUGGUGCGCGUGAAAAUGUGCGGGCUGAACUUCGCCGAUCUGAUGGCGAGACAGGGACUGUACGACCGGCUGCCGUCCCCGCCGGUUACCCCGGGCAUGGAGUGCUCGGGCGUCAUCGAGGCUGUCGGUGAAGAAGUGACUGACAGAAAAGUGGGUGAUAAGGUUCUGGUUCUGAACCGGAGCGGGAUGUGGCAGGAAGUAGUAGUGGUGGCGAGCACACACACCUUCCUGAUGCCCGAGGGCAUGAGCUUUGAGGAGGCGGCAGCACUUCCUGUCAAUUACAUCACCGCCUACAUGAUGCUUUUCGACUUUGGGCACCUGCGUCCAAACCAGAGUGUCCUCGUCCAUAUGGCCGCAGGUGGAGUGGGCAUCGCAGCCACUCAGCUGUGUAAAACGGUGAAUGAUGUCACAGUGUUCGGCACCGCCUCCGCCAGCAAGCAUGAGGUCAUCAGUCAGGGUGGAGUCACUCACCCUAUCGACUACAGGACGCGCGAUUACGUGGAGGAGGUCCGCAAAAUAAGCCCUAAAGGCUUGGAUAUUGUUUUGGAUCCUCUGGGAGGCUCUGACACCCAUAAAGGCUACAACCUGCUCAAACCAAUGGGAAAGCUCAUCAGCUACGGUGCCGCUAACAUGUUGGCGGGCCAGAAGAAGAACCUGUUUGCAGUGGCCAAGACCUGGUACCAGCAGUUCUCCGUUCACACCCUGAGCCUGAUCCAAGGGAACCGCUCGGUGUGUGGAUUUCAUCUGGGGUACCUGGACUCUGAGACCGAGCUCAUCGAUCAGGCCAUGACGGCAGUUAUGGACCUGUACAGGCAGGGCAAGGUCAAGCCCCGAAUCGACUCCACCUACCACCUAGAGCAGGUUGGUGAUGCCAUGCGUAGGAUGCAGGAGAGGAACAACAUCGGCAAAAUCAUCCUCACCACCGAGCCCAUGAAAGAAGAGGAGAAGAAAGAGGAGGCCAAGAAAGACGAGGAGAAGAAAGACGACAAGAAGAAGGACGACAAGAAAAAGGACGACAAGAAGAAGGAAGACAAGAAGAAGGACGAGGCCAAGAAGGAGGAAAAAAAGGAUGAGAAGAAGAAGGAAGAGGCCAAGAAGGACGACAAGAAAGCGGAAGAAAAGAAGGAAGAAGUCAAGAAAGAGGAGAACUGAGUGGAGAGAAACAUUGUGGAUUUGCUUUUUGUCUGUGUCAGCGGGUUGGGAGUCGUCUGAGUGUGUGUAUGUGUGCGUGUGUGUUUCUGUGUGUGUGUUUAUGGAGGGGUGUAUAGUGUAAUUAGCUUAACCCCAGGUGAUUCCUGACAUUAGAUCUGCAUUUGUCACUCAACACAAUUCACACUCCACUUACGUUCACACACAUGCAUACACACACAUUAUACACCAAGGGAACACACCACUUGUUCUUGUUCUGUUGUAACCCGGUAGUAUUUAUUCCCAGUUCUGCUGCGGCCUUUCUAACUCUUUCGUAUGACUGCACGCCACUGAGGUGUGUUAGGGCAGUAUUAUCCUUUUUAUAAGUAUCACCGCAGUGUUUACUCUUGAAUUAUAUAACAAAGUAACCGUAUUCUGCACACUUUAAGUUCAUAUCCUCUAACCUUAUUCCUGCCAAACUAAUGCACUAUAACAAGAAAAGUAAUUGUAUUCCACUGAAGUCUUUGUUAUCUUUGUAGACGCGAACCAAAAAGCACCUCAUUCGCUCUCUACACCCCUCCGUGUGUUUGCGUAUCUGCUGUGAAGACUGGGUUUCCAUUCCCUAUUAUUAUUUUUUUGUCUCUGAAGUGAGUGCGCUUGUUUAAUUUGCCAUACGUCAUCAAAAGUGAUAUUUUUCUGCCCACCUUGGCGCACAAAAAACAAGAGCACCCACCUACACUCCCAUUGUUUGUGUUGUUUCCCUCCCAUUGGACCAGACUCACUGACAUGCACUCAAGCCCCGCCCCUCUACGGAGGAGUCAGGGUGGUUUCCGAUUGGCUGAGAGGGACAACAAGCUUCUUUCAUGCGCACACAUGUGCACCAAAUUCACAAACAGCCCGCCAACGCUACUAACAAGGGUGUUUUAGGCUUCAGCUGAUCAAUGUGCCAUGUCAUUAAAACGGUAAGCGCCAGGGUUUUAAUGAGUCUAGCUUGGCAAGCAGGACCAAUUAUAGAGAACAUUCUUCCAGGCUUUUUCCCAUCGUUUUGCCUUCUAUCAGAUGUGGAUGCAUAAAGACAGGAGUGGCCUUUCAUUCCAGAGCCUCCUCCAGGAUUCCUCGGGAUCCUGACGCUUUCCGCCUCUCAUUCCCCGUGAUGGUUUACCACGCGAUCAUGCUGACCUGCAGCUCACAUUUAAGUCUGAAUGGCUCUCUAACUCACUCUGUCCGUAUCAUUUUUCCUCAUAGAGGUUGCCAUAGCAACAGCAGCUUGGCUACUUCGGGAUGACAGCUAGGUCUCACCCCCUCACAGUCCCAUGCGGACCUAUACAAGCACUCUCAGCUGCUUUUUUCAUGAAACUACAGUGGUUUUAUUUCAGCACAUUGAGGAAUGUGGCUACUCCCUCUACACCCUCUCUUAGACCCAUCAGUCAAACCCUCUGGCUCCUCCCCUGUCUGUCAGAGAGCAGUGAUCUGCUGCCUCCACUGGUGAUUUAUAUGCAUUGCAGUGCUAUCAUUCAAGCAUUCAAGACACCUGCUGACCACUCUCUUUCUAUUCACACCGUGAGUCUGGUUCAUUUCGUUGAGUGUUUUUGUGAAUCAAAACCAGACCCCCUCUUUUAUAUGUAAGUCUGUUUGAGUGAGUGAGUGAGUGUGUGUGUGUGUGAGUUUCUGUAUUUGACCGUUUGUCCUCAGGUUUGUUGUCGGAUUUAGAUUCAAAUGUUCUUUCUUUUCUGUCUCUCUACCUCCCUCAUGCUACCUUUAUGCUACCGUCUGGCAUUUUAACCGUCUUCUCUUCUUCUCCUCCGUCAGUUUCUAACUCUUGAAUAUUCCGGCCCCCAUCAACGGCCUGCGUUGGUUUGCUAUCGUUUGCACUCAGCUUGCACUUAUAGAGAAUGCUGGUUCCACUCCUGAUCCUCCAGUAAAGCUGGUUCCUGAUCCAGGUUUUCACUCAGACCUUCCGUUUCAAUACUCGUUCUCCCACCAACACACUCACUCUUUAUGCGUCUCUAAAAAUGUUUGAACAUGCAUGGAGUUGCUCACAAGGCUGCAUUGUUUGAUGCAUGCUCCUGUUUACAUAAUCACUAUAUGAGUGCAGAAAUCCGUCCAGGCCUAGAAUGCUCUAGGACGGGAGUGGAACCACUGUUCUAGUCUGAAGAGUCACAUACUAAAUCCCGGUUCGGUUUUUAGUUCCGGAUCCGAGGGGUUGAGUUUCUUGUUGUGUUCCGCUGGUUCUCUUCCUGUGUUCCUGUGGAUGGUGACUCAGAGCACCAAGUAACCCUAACUAACACUUCAGUGAAAAAAUAUCCGUCCUCUUUGUGUUUUGGUUCUGUUUUGUUCUGUAUGUUUGUUUUUGUGGUCUGCAUUUCAGUAGAUUUGAGUUCAAAAGGCUUUGCUGCAGUUCCUCUAAAAUGUGAUGAAUCAUGUGAUUUUGUUGGUCCUGACCGAGUGUGCCAAACUUUUUCGUGAAGGCGUGACCUUCGCUAUAACUGUGCUUACUGUUUUGAAGAGAGAAAAAAAAAAAUUCAAUGAAAGAUGAAGAAAAAAAAAACCUAACCGUCUGUGGUUACUGUCAAAAUGACCUUGCAGUAAAAAGAUCUUGAGAUUCUGAA